AUGAACACCGUCAAGAAGGUUCUUUCGCGCAAGUCGCAGUCUGGUGACGACUCGUCGGACGACGGCCGUCUCUCGUCGUCGACCGCCCCCACCUCCAACCCUGGCUCGCCCGCCAGCCGCCAGAAGGAGUUCAACUCGGUUGACUCUGUCACCGCUGGCCACCACUCCACCCGCACCACCAAGCCCAGCACCACCGAGAAGAUCGAGAACAAGAUCGAGCACGGUCUUGGCCGAUCCAGCGACGUUCACGCUACCGACGGCAGCAUCCGCCACAAGCACGGCCACGACGUGAACAGCUCCAAGCACCUCGACCUGAACAGCGGUAAGGUUGACCAGGACGUCCAGCACCUUGCUGCCGUCACUCACGAGACGCACCAGCGCCACGAGGUGGAGGAGGUGCAGCGCCAGCGCGAGCACGAGCGCCACGUGCACCACGUCCAGCACCACGUCCAGCCCGUUCUGGACUCGGAGCACUCUGCCGAGAAGGUUCACUCCAAGAUCCACCCCGUUACCAAGGUGCACGAGACGCACGCCUCGACCGACAAGGAUGCUGCCCUGCUCACCUCGGUCGCUGGCAAGCACCAGGACCAGUACACCGAGGCACCCGUGCACCGCCAGGUUGUCGACAAGGGUGAGAUCGUCAACGAGAACCUCCACCACCACAUCCACAACGUUGUGCAGCCCGUCAUCGAGAAGGACUCGCACGAGUACCACCGCAUCCAGACCGUCAUCCCCACGCACGUUGUCACUCACGAGGCGCCCAUCGUCCACGAGUCGACCCAGCACAAGCCCGUCAGCAAGGACGAGUUCCUCUCGGGCGGCGGCAGCCUCGACAACAAGCUGCGCUCGGUUCACGAGGCCAACCUGCUCAACACGGGCAAGUGCGACCGCAAGGUCGACGGUGUUGCCGAGAAGCUCGAGCGCGAGCUCGGCCUCAAGAGCAGCAUCACCCCCACCACCGGUGCCACCAAGAACACCACCUCCACCACCACUGCUAUCUAA
Sporisorium graminicola is the source of this 1002-nucleotide messenger RNA. RefSeq lists its product as uncharacterized. The transcript has a single exon. The record is from RefSeq and is a predicted model, not a curated record. Lineage: Eukaryota; Fungi; Basidiomycota; Ustilaginomycetes; Ustilaginales; Ustilaginaceae. The coding region runs from base 1 to 1002 and encodes 333 amino acids.